Messenger RNA from Abrus precatorius (Indian licorice), 1095 nucleotides. RefSeq names its product GDSL esterase/lipase At2g40250. The transcript has 3 exons. Bases 1 to 1095 code for a protein of 364 amino acids. The record is from RefSeq and is a predicted model, not a curated record. Gene Ontology annotation, molecular function: hydrolase activity, acting on ester bonds. NCBI's taxonomy places the organism in Eukaryota, Viridiplantae, Streptophyta, Magnoliopsida, Fabales, Fabaceae.
AUGGCCUCCAUGACCAAAAUAGCAUCCUCGAACUUCCUUGUCUUCUCUCUUUUCUUCUUCCUUUGCAUACAAAACUCAGUCACUGCCUCUGGCAAUGUGACCGCAGUCUUUGCCUUUGGUGAUUCCACCGUUGAUUCUGGCAACAACAACCACUUCAACACUGUUUUUCGUGGUGACCACUUACCCUAUGGUCGUGACUUUCCUAAUCACGUGCCAACGGGGAGAUUCUCAAAUGGAAAAAUAGCAACCGAUUAUCUUACCCACAUGCUGGGUAUUAAGGAUGUUUUACCCGCAUAUCUUGACCCACUUGUCAGUGAUAGUGAUUUACUCACUGGGGUUAGUUUUGGUUCUGGUGGUUCUGGCUUGGAUAGCGAAACCGUGAACCUGGCUAAGGUUAUGAACAUGUCCUCACAGUUUGACUUGUUUGAAGAGGCUUUGCAGAGGAUAAGAGACGUUGCUGGAGAUGAAAGGGCUAAGAAUAUCGUCCACAAUGCUUUGUUUGUGAUCAGUAUUGGGACUAAUGAUGUGUUGUACAAUGCAUAUUUGUUCCCAGGAAGGAUGAUUCACUAUGGCUCUAUUUCGGCUUACCAAGAUUUUCUGCUCCAUAAUCUUCAUGAUUUUAUUCAGAGGCUGUACGGAGCAGGAGCUCGGCGGAUUUUGGUGGCGGGUCUUCCCCCAGUUGGUUGUUUGCCACUGCAAGUGACAGUAAGCAGUAUCUUACCUAGCCAACACUGGCUCCAGCGUGUGUGUAACGACGAACAAAACACAGAUUCUGAAGCCUACAAUAACAAGCUUCAAACCCAUAUCCAUUCACUCCAAGCCAGACUCCAUGGUGCUAAGGUUGCUUAUUUCGAUAUAUACAAGCCCAUUCUGGGUAUGGUCAAUAACCCAGGCAAAUAUGGUUUUGUGCAAACACUUCAAGGAUGCUGUGGGACAGGGCUUAUGGAGAUGGGUCCAGUGUGCAAUGCACUUGACCUAACUUGCCCCGAUUCGUCAAAGUUCCUCUUUUGGGAUGCUGUGCACCUUACACAAGCAGGAUACCACAUUCUUGUCGAGAGUGGUCGACAUAAUCUGCUUCCAUACCUUACUAAUUAG